Zygotorulaspora mrakii is the source of this 1716-nucleotide messenger RNA. RefSeq names its product glutamate--tRNA ligase MSE1 (gene MSE1). The record is from RefSeq and is a predicted model, not a curated record. The transcript has a single exon. NCBI's taxonomy places the organism in Eukaryota, Fungi, Ascomycota, Saccharomycetes, Saccharomycetales, Saccharomycetaceae. Gene Ontology annotation, molecular function: glutamate-tRNA ligase activity; tRNA binding; ATP binding. The coding region runs from base 1 to 1716 and encodes 571 amino acids. Gene Ontology annotation, biological process: glutamyl-tRNA aminoacylation.
AUGCGUUGUGAGCGGAAAAAAGAGUACAUAUUUCCACAAGAGUCAAACAAUAAUCUAUCCAUGAAAAGCCUUUAUGUUGGCUCUUUCGCAAGAAUGAAAUUGGUGGUGAAAGUCCUCUAUUCCACUUCUCUACGACCUAACAAGGGUGCUGGAAUUUUGUCUGGUAAGUCCAUUCUAUCGAAGAAGCCCGUGAAGAAUGUUCAUCCUGCCGGACCAGUGAGGACAAGGUUUGCACCAUCACCAACUGGUAUGCUGCAUAUUGGCUCAUUGAGAACCGCAUUAUACAAUUAUUUGCUGGCCAAAAAUGCAGGUGGGCAGUUUCUUCUUAGAUUGGAAGAUACUGAUCAAAAGAGAUUGGUCGAGGGAGCUGAACACAAUAUAUAUGAAUCUCUACAAUGGUGUGGGAUAGAGUACGAUGAAGGGCCAGGGGUCAGCAGUGGUAAAUAUGGACCUUACAGGCAAAGUGAUAGAACCGACAUCUAUAGAAGGUAUAUUGACGGGUUACUUGAGUCAGGACACGCGUAUAGAUGUUUUUGUUCGAAAAAAAGGUUGGAUGAUCUUAGAGAUUCUGCAAGGCUUCUGCAACCUCCGACAACAGUUAGCUAUGACAGACAUUGUGCACACCUAUCUGAGGAGGAAAUUGCUAGAAAUUUGAAGGAAAAGUCACCUUUUACUGUAAGAAUGAAAGCACCGGAUCACUAUCCCUUUUUUGAAGAUUUAUUGCACGGUGAAAUAAAUAUUCAACCUCAGGUUAACAAAAACGACAUCAGAUACGAUGACCCCAUACUUGUCAAGUCAGAUAAUCUGCCUACUUAUCAUUUUGCCAACGUGAUUGAUGAUCAUUUAAUGAAGAUCACACACGUUAUUAGAGGAGAGGAAUGGUUGCCAUCAACCCAAAAACAUAUAGCACUUUACAAUGCAUUAGGAUGGACACCACCAAAAUUUAUCCAUAUUCCUUUGCUAACAUCAACAGAUGAAAAAAAGUUGAGUAAAAGAAAAGGUGACUCCUCCGUUUUAAGCAUGAAGAAGAAAGGUGUGCUCCCAGAGGCGUUAGUGAACUUCUGUGUUCUUUUUGGCUGGUCUCCUCCAAGGGUAUUAGCCUCGGCGAAUCACGAAUGCUUCUCAUUAGCCGAUUUCGAAAAAAUGUUCAAUCUCAACUAUCUGACGAAGGGUAACGCUAAAGUAGACGACAAGAAACUAUGGUUUUUUAACAAACAUUACUUGCAACAGAAAUUGAAAAAUCCGAGUACGCUUGAUAAAAUCACGGAGCAGGUUUAUUUUCACGCAAAGGAAGAAUUCACAGGGGAAGAAGUGACGCACCAUAAAAUCAAACAGAUUUUGGUAAAUUGUGGGCAGGCAUUGACAACUAUCAACGAUUUCAAUGGCACUUUUUACUUUUUCUUCCGAAAGCCUAACUAUCUGGAAAAUCCAAUCUGCGAAAACUUCAUUAAAACGCAUGAAAAGCGUGAAAUAAUAUCAAUUUUGGAAGCCUUACGUGGGAACAUUGAUACUUCAAAUAUUGAUGAAUUGAUCAAGCAAAUAGCUAAGGAGAAGGGCUUUGUUAAAAAGACAAUAUUCGAGUCUUUGAGAUUUGCACUAGCAGGAUCCCAUUCAGGUGCAAAGAUGGCCACCCUCAUCAACAUAAUUGGUCCAGAUGAGGCCAAUACAAGAUUAUCAGAUGCUGUGCGAUACUUGGAACAGAUAAAAGAGCUUUAG